Molecule: messenger RNA, 946 nt
Organism: Chondrus crispus (carragheen)
Lineage: Eukaryota; Rhodophyta; Florideophyceae; Gigartinales; Gigartinaceae
Product: 20S core proteasome subunit beta
Exons: 5
Coding region: 126-740 (204 amino acids)
Biological process (GO): proteasome-mediated ubiquitin-dependent protein catabolic process
Cellular component (GO): proteasome core complex, beta-subunit complex; proteasome core complex
Source: RefSeq, a predicted model, not a curated record
CGCCAAACUAUUGACGUUGCUCGACGCCUCUUAGACGCUGCCAUCAACUUUUACGAGGGACACGCUCACACUGAGGAUAUAUUGCGCCACGGUCGGGCCCUGCGAGUUCUUGAACACAGGGUGAGAUGAGUAUUCUUGAGUACAAUGGCGGAUGUGUCAUUGCCAUGGCGGGUAAGGAUUGCGUUGCCAUUGCUAGUGACCACCGUCUCGGAGUCCAAUUGACAACAGUGGCGAUGGACGCGACGCGCAUCUUCCCCAUGCACGACAAGCUCUAUCUUGGCCUAACGGGCCUGAUGACGGACAUCACCACGCUAGACCAGCUGUUCCGCUUCAGGCUGGAGAUGUACGAAAUGCGCGAAAACCGCAAGAUCAAGCCCAAGACAUUUUCCAAUCUCGUCUCCUCCACUCUCUACGGAAAGCGCUUCGGCCCGUACUUUUCUGAGCCGGUCAUCGCCGGCCUGGAUAAGGACAACAAGCCCUUCUUGUGCUCGAUGGACUUGCUGGGCUGCAUCGCCGAGGCGGAUGAUUUUGCGGUUGCGGGGACGUGCGCCGAGAGUUUGCUGGGGACGUGCGAGACGUUUUACAGGCCUAACUUGGAGCCGGAGGACCUGUUUGAGACCGUGUCGCAGAGUUUGCUCGCCGCGCUCGACCGCGAUUGUAUAUCUGGAUGGGGGGCUGUCGUCCACAUUAUCACUAAGGAUGGCGUCACUACUAGGGAGCUGGACGGUAGGAUGGAUUAGAGGACAGACCGGGUAUUGCGACACCAACAGCACAAUUGUUCAUACAAGAUGAACCAGUGUAAACUUAACUGUGCUUCGAGACCGUGACCAUAUCUUACACAUACAUCCGAGCUACGGGAGCAACUACGAUUACACCAUUGUCAAAUCUCUGCAGCCAAUAUCGCGAAAUACAAAUAUGCACACGCUUCCCUGCCGUUCCAACUAAA